AUGAAAGAUAUACUGCGGACUAUGGGAGCACUCCGCGUUGAUGAGUCGUCGAAGAUUAUUGUUGCUCUCUUGGAUUCUGGUGUGGAUUUCGAGCAUCCUUCUCUGGAAGGAUCUGUCGCGAUCAAUGCAGCGGAGCGUGAGGGCAAGGCUGAAGUCGAUGAUGAUAACAAUGGCUUCACCGAUGAUGUGCGCGGAUGGAAUUUCGUAAGUGAUGAUGGAAAUGUGAUGGACAAUGUUGGUCACGGGACGCACUGCGCCGGUUUGAUAGCGGCCGAUGGGAAGAGUGGCCUCAUCGGCACCGGCCUUUCCUAUGCUCGAGUGCUGCCUUUGAAAAUAUUCGAUAUCGGCAAUGGUGGAGUUGGUCGCCUUUCCGAUGCCUUGAGAGCUGUCGACUACGCUAUAAGUCGGGGAAGCAGAGUCAGCAGCAUUGGCUGGAUCGCUGAGACUUAUUCGGAGAUCUUCCGUCAAGCUGUGCUGAGAGCUCAGAAUUAUGACCAUAUGUUUGUGGCGAGCGCUGGUAAUUCUGGUAUCGACCUCGACGAUGUGGGUGGCAGCUAUCCUUGUGGAUUUGCCGCGCCCAACGUACUCUGCAUCGGAGCGCACGGACCAGAUAGGAAUCUAACACCGACUUCUAAUUUCGGCCAAGUCGUCGACGUAUCGGCACCGGGAGAAUUCGUCAUGUCGUCUUCAAUUGAUGGCGGAUCUGACACGGUGGCCGGGACGAGCGUUGCAGCAGCGCAGGUCGCGGGAGUGGCUGCGAUGCUGAUCGGAGUCCGCCGUCCUUUCCCACUAUAUUUCGACGAAGUUGCUGCGGCCAUCAUCACUUCCACACAACCCUGCGCGGGCACUGCGUUUGGCUGCGUUGACGUUGGUAGUGUUCUCGAGGCCGUGACUGGAAAGAAGAUGCUGAGCAAGGCGCUGUAUGUCGCUACUGGUCAUCCCAGGAAGGCUAUCAGUCGUAUAAGGUUGAGGCCACAUCAAUCCAAGGCUCUCGCUGUGGUCUUAUCCGGAAUGUCAGCUCCUAUCGGCUACAGGGAGUACGAUAUUCAGGGCACUAUCGGUGGUGGUCUCGUUGCUAUCUCCAUCGGUGUCCGAUCGAGUGGUCACUUGUCCACGGGCGAUGAUGGGGUGAAAUGCGAAGCCUCGAACAACGGGACGGUGGACUUCGGACGAGUUAUGGUCGGACAGGAAAGUGAAGCGGAGUUUGAUCUGCACAAUGGUGGCGAUGUGGAAGUGUUGGUGGACCCCAAUAGGCUGCUCGGAUGGGCGCCGCUACUGAGAGUCGAUCAUCCUACGUCUGCCGUACCUCUGUCCGUUGGGGAGUCCGUGAAGAUCAUCAUCGCUUAUGUGGCUCGCAAGGUUGGACACCAACGAUUCCGUAUGGACUCACUGGCGGCUGGAUGCGAUCCAAUAGAAGUAGUCGCCGACACGGUCCCGAACCCCCUGGUCGUGCACGAGGGGCCGACGGUCAUUUCCGUUCCAGCUGGCUCGAGGUGUAUCGCGACGUUGGUUAAUAUCACUAAUCCUUCGAAGCAUACCAUCCAUCGGGCAUCUCUUAGACCGCGAGGAAGGUUCUAUAUAUUUGAGGCUAUCUCGGUUGGGGACGUAGAGUUCCCUUUGACGUCCCUGGGCGGGGGAUGGAGACCUGAUAUGGAUUCCGCUGCGACUGAGGUGGACUGUGAUGCUCAGCAGCCGACGGUGGUUGAACUGAAUCGUACGGCAAUUUUCGACGGUGAGGAAGUGAAGCGUUUCGGCAUCUUCUGCAAUGGACUGGUCAUGGUGUCACCUUCCCAGUACCUUCCACGCAUCGACAGCUCAUCACGAUUCGUAGCGGCGUAUUGGGUCCCGACUGAGCGCGCUUCAUGUAUGGGCGAGAGAGGCUGCCGAGUGUCGUUCUUGGUAACUGUGGACUGUUUGAUUGUCGAGUGGAGGGACUUGCAUGUUUCUACUACUGCAGUCAAUGUGAAAGUCCAAAUGCAUCUCCACUACGAUGGUCGAUUGACACUUCUGUACCCGGAGCAGCACGAGGCUUACUCGGCUGAUGGAGCCGUUGUUGGUAUUGGCCAUUCUCAUUUCGCGGCUCUGGUCAACGUUACAGGGUCGGUGGUGCUAUUGUGGACGCCUCGGCUCCAAGCGACUCCUAUGGAAGUUUUGCCAGAGACAACCGAGUGCAUUAAUGCAACCCUCAACUUGAGGCCGUUUGGUGCCAACAGCUCCUAUGACGGGUCUUGUGGGAGCGACCUUGGAUGUAUCGAAGAGAGCUCGACUGAGGCCGUAUGGACCGACAGCAUCGACAUCAUCUCUUGGGGAGCCUCAGCCUCGCAUUAUCAUCACGUCGAGAUCUACGGCACGGAGCUGCUCUAUAGUGAUGUAGUUGAUGAAAGUGGUAUGCUAUCGAGUGAUGGAGGGAACACCGUCGUUGAAGUACUUGCAUUAGACCAGCUGGGUCGGGUUAAUACGGCUGAGGAUGGCCUUCUGAUUACGGUGAGUAUGCUGAUCGGCGUGGAGGUCUUCUAUUCCGAGAAUACACUGUUGAGGGCGGGUCGAGCCAGUGUUAAUGUCGAAGUUCCCGCGGGUAGGGCUCCGGUGUCGGUCGUUGCUGAGGCCGCGCAUGAAGUUGAAAUUCCAUUCGACGUCGUCAACUGCGGUGGCAACGAUGUGACUGGCGACAACGGUCUACGUUAUUUGCUUUGGAACCCCUCGGAUGACCGUUUGAUUUGCGCGAUACGUAACGGCUCUUCGUGGUCGACUGUGAGGAAGGCAGGAGAGCUCGGUGACGAUGUGUGGAUCUCGGUGAUGACUGCUGCUGGGCAAGGGAGAGUUGUGGUACCAUCGGAUAGGAUUCCGAGAAGGAGCGGUAUGGUUGUGCUGGGUCAGGAGUCGAAUGCUAUCGGAAGCGGCAACUGUGAGGGUUUCUGUGUGUUUGGGGGGCCUCUGAGUUUGAACAUGUGGAAGUAUAUGAAAAGGCCUGUGGAAAAGGUCAUUCGGGAGUUGUUGACUACUUCUACUGAGGACCCGAGGGAUAAGUUACCACCACCGGAAACACCGACUCGAACUGCGAUUACUCUAACCGGUGUGACGACUACCACUACUACGACAACCACUACAGCUACAUGGUGGAAUAUGUCUACAACGAGUAUAAUGAAGGUGGACAAGGAGAGGAGAGCUCAGUUGAAGUGA
Perkinsus marinus ATCC 50983 is the source of this 3180-nucleotide messenger RNA. RefSeq names its product subtilisin, putative. The transcript is spliced from 10 exons. Lineage: Eukaryota; Perkinsozoa; Perkinsida; Perkinsidae. The record is from RefSeq and is a predicted model, not a curated record. Gene Ontology annotation, molecular function: serine-type endopeptidase activity. Gene Ontology annotation, biological process: proteolysis. Bases 1 to 3180 code for a protein of 1059 amino acids.